ACAGAAGGGUUGAAUUAAGUGUCAAAACACAGAAGAAAUAGUGGCAGAUUGUUGAAAGUGGUGCACUGGGUUUCAAAAAACAGAUUUGGCUGAAGAGGAAUUGUGAAGAGAGAAGAAGCAGGUGUUGUGUUACAGAUUCCUGUUGAAAAUGCUGCUACAGCCUAAAUCAGUGCAAGUUUAAGAGUCACAUUUGGACUUUGACUGAUUGCUGCUCACCACAACGGGUCAAACAUGGGUCGCUACCUCAACACCAACUUGUGUUCAAGUUCUGUGAACAAGACUUUGAGAUUUUACUGCAAAAUUAGGUACCUAAUGAGCCUUCUCCGAAAGUACCCUCGUCUGGCUCAGUCACCACUCGGUCUGGAUUUCCACAGAUAUUCACUGCUGUCACCUCCUCGUCCCUCCAGAUUUACAAGAAAAGCUGCUUUUAAGAUUUUAAACCACAGUGAUACUGGCUCUACCUCUAAUCACUUCCUCAGAGAUUUUACCAAAGAACUAAAACAUCUCCAUGUGGUGCGUUUUUACUCGUCCUCCAAUAAGAAUACAUUAAAACCCGAAGCUCCGGUUGGGAUCUUUGAGGAGGCUCAGAACAGUUUUCUUUUGAGUUCACUGGGAGGACGUCUCGGUCAAUCAUUUCAUAAAAUGUCCAGACACAUUAACGUUUAUUUUAAGACAAAGGAUGCUGUACUUCUGGCUGAAAACACUGGCGUUGUCGUGACAACUCCAGAAUAUCUUGGCAGGUCACAGAGGCGUAGUCUAAGUCAACGGGCAGUCAGAGAGCGGAAUGUAUCCAAAGGCAAAGACACAACACAGACCCUGAAAAGCAAAGGCAAACAAGAGAGCUCAGGAUCAAGUCCUUCAACACAGGACAACUCUGGACCGCAACUAUUUCACAUGAGUUCUUUGGCGACAACAUUCGGUGAGAGCUACAAUUAUGUCGCUAAUCACAUAAACUCUGUCUUCUCUCGCGGUUCUACAGAGGCUCAAACGCAGGAGAAUACAGAAACCAUUUCCUCCACCAAAGGGACUAACAGGAAGCAGACGAGGAGAAAAAUGCAAAACACAUACAUCAUAAAGUCGAAAGAAGCUGAAAUGUCUCAAGUGAAAUCAGGUGCAAAUCAGGCAACAGUGGAAGCUAACAAUGUCUCCAGCAGCUGGGAGGAGGGCUACCUCCUCUUUGCAAGGCACAUCAAUAAAUACUUUGGUGCAAAGGUUACAGAACAAGUCAAACAAGAUCAGAAUAGGAGCCUUCCUAUAGAAAAGAAAAGCAAUUACAAAGCACAGUCUACCUCACCAGCUCAAGGUGCCAUGUCACAACUGAAGCAAGAAGAACCUGUCAGCCCUGUCAGUGGGGGCCUUUUCCACAGCAGCCGUAAUACCACAAACUUUGGGGAGAACUAUUUCCAAAUGGCCAGUCACAUCAAUCAGUAUUUCAAGGGUCAAAGUGAAUUGGAUGAGGACAUCAAUAGAAGUGUCCUAACAGAGAUGGACCCUGGAUCAACUACCUCUGAGAGACUCAAGACUGUAUCCUUUAUCGACUGCCUUCGCCACCCCACGAGUGCCAUCCCUGACCUCCUGGGUGCUUAUCUAAAGCUGGGCCCCUUGACACAGAGUAGUAAACCCAAACCUGCCGUCACUUCGCCAGAGGCAAUACUGAAUAAAAAGCUCGUCUUGAGUCGGAGGCAGGCAGAGGAAAUGACGCGAAGGUGGAUUGUCACUCUGUCCCAGGCUUCAUCUCCAGAAGCUCUGUUAGCCUGUGUCGAGGCACUCAAUGAGCACCUCAUCCGUUACCCAUCAUGCAAAGCCGUGAUGUGGCAGGAGAAAACUGCAGUCACGCUGUUGAAGAGGCGACGAGCCUGCAGAGAUAGUCAGGUGCUUCAGAGCGCCUUAAGAGAAAGCUUGGCUCUUAUUGGUUAUGUGGAUCCAGUCAAAGGUCGUGGCAUUAGAGUGCUCUCAAUUGAUGGUGGUGGCACCAGAGGUGUGGUGCCUCUGCAGGUGUUAAAGCUCCUGGAAGCUGAGACAGGCAAGAAGAUCCACCAGCUGUUUGACUACAUCUGUGGAGUGAGCACAGGUGCAGUUCUUGCCUUCAUGCUGGGUCUGGCCCAUUUUUCUCUGGAGGAGUGCGCUGACAUGUAUCGUCGUUUUGGCUCUGAAGUGUUUCGGCAGAACCCGCUCGUUGGCACCGUGAAGAUGGGCUGGAGUCACUCCUACUACGACACUGAGACCUGGGAGACAAUACUACUAGAAAAGCUGGGAAAAAGAGUACUUAUCAAAACAGCAGGAGAUGAGUUGAGUCCCAAGGUUUCAGCAGUCAGCGCAGUGGUUAACUGGGGUACCAGUCCAAAGGCCUUUGUCUUCCGCAACUACAACCACAAACCAGGGUCUCUCUGCCGCUACGCAGGAGGCUCAGGCUGCCAGAUGUGGGAGGCAGUGCGAGCAUCAUCAGCUGCCCCGGGAUACUUCCAGGAGUUUACCCUACAAAGUGACAUUCACCAGGAUGGAGGGAUUCUCAUGAACAAUCCCUGUGCCUUGGCUGUCCAUGAGAGCCGUCUGUUGUGGCCCAACCAGCCCUUCCAGUGUGUGCUGUCCCUUGGCACCGGUCGCUAUGACAAUGCUAAGAAGGGACCUGCCACCUCCACCAGCCUGAGGGCCAAAAUCAGCAACCUGGUCAGCAGUGCCACCGACACUGAAGGGGUCCACACCCUUUUGGAUGAUCUGCUGGCUCCAGACGUGUACUUCCGCUUCAACCCCAUGUUGAGUUCUUUGGUGUCCCUGGAUGAGAGCCGACCGUGGGCCCUGGACCAGCUGCAGAGAGACACCCAGAACUACCUGGAGAGAAACCGGCUCAAACUGGCCCGGCUCUGUUUGGUGCUCGGGGCGGAGCGCUCAGCUGCUCGCAGAACUAAGGACUGGAUGAGCGAGAGGGCGUGGGAGAUGAAGCAGAGAUGGGUGUGAGUAGGUGCAGUGUGAGGUAUGUCCACACGAAGGAGAUACAGGCGCACACUGAUACAGGCUGUGGACAAAAUAACAGAAACAAAACAGGAAUUUUGUUCAAACAUGAAGAUGAAGCCCAUUGAAUUUGGUGAUCCCCUGACUUUUGCUAUAGCGAUACCAUGAUGUUGACAUCUUAUCUUACUAUAUAAUGACGAAAACUCUGCCUGUUCCACGUUUUUCUCCUCACUGACUUGGUCAAUCCAUGUGAAAUUUGGCACAGUGGUAGAGGGUCAUGGGAGGAUGCGAAUGAAGCAAUAUCACAUCAAUUGGCCAAAGGGGGGCGCUAUAGCAACCGAUUGAAAUUGCAAACUUUGAAUGGGCAUAUCUCAUGCCCCGUAUGUCGUAGAGACAUGAAACUUUGCACAAUUUUUUGAAAAACACUUAAAAUCGAUCUCUUCCUAGGAAGUCUGACCGAUCUGCAUGAAACUGGGUGAACAUAAUCUAGGGACCAAUAUCUAAAGUUCCCUCUUGGCAAAAGUUGGAAAACUUACUAAAACUGAGCUUCUAUAAGGCAAUGAAUAUUGCGGAGGGCGUGGCUCAUCACAUAAAGGUGUAUAACAUCUCAAGGGUUUCACCCAUCACCACGCAACUUUGUAGGCAUAUGACCACACAUAAUCUGAGGGGACCCCUCCAUUAUUGACCCCAUCAAACAAAAUGGGGGCGCUAGAGAGCUAAUUUCUUAUCUAGGCCUAACCGCCAUAUGGAUUUUUACUAAACUUGGUAGAUAUGUAGAACAGGACGCCUCAAGGUGACUGGAGAAAUGUAACUCUAAUUGGCAACUGGGUGGCGCUAUAACAACAGAAAAAUGCUUCAAAAUGGCUAAAACGCGACCGAUCGCUGUGGCUCCCCCUGUGGCCCAAUGUUGUGGGUUUGUUUUCUAAUUUUUGGUAUGACUAAGUCAUGGUAUGGUAUGCUGUACAUAAUCACAGAAACUGUCAGUCAGUCAUUCCGUCUGUCCCACGUUUUUCUACUCACUGACGUGGUCAAUCUAUGUGAAACUGCUCAUAUGCAUUGAGGAUUGGCAUAGGUAGAAGGGGACAAAGCUACCAAUGGGUAUGGACUAGUUUGUGAUUAUUAGUAAAAUUUCUCAUCAACUAAUGGAUGCAUUGCCCUGAUACUUGGUGCAGACAUUAACGUCCCCCUCAGGAUGAUUUCUAAUAACUCUGGUGAUCCCUUAGAGGAGCUUUUUGUGCAUACAUAGGUUGAAUUAACUUAUGUACUGAUCAGCAGAAUGGAUCGACAACCACCGUGUGAUUUCAACCUCAAGUAAGAAUCUAGUUGAUGCUAAGCUCCCUCAAAUUCGUCAAGGCCGUUAUAAGAUGUUUCUGCCGUUUUGUCCACUUCCUGUUUAUAUAUGUACUGUAUAGCAAAUCAGCAUGAUGCUGAGAACAUGGCUCACUCUAGGGCUGCACAUUUAAUCAAAAAUAUUUUUAAAAUUGCCAUAUAGCCAAGUGCAAUAUCCAAAGGAGCUGCCUUUUUGAUAAAGGCAAAAUGUGUCACAACAGACCAUUUUAAAUGAAACAUCGGCCUAUAAAUCAUAUUCCAGACAUAAGGCACAUGCUUUGGACAGAUACCCCUCAAAAAAUCAUAUUGUCAUAAUUUUUUAAUAUAUUUCUUGGUAAAAAAUUAUGCAGAAAUUACCAUUUGCACAACAACUCAUAUUGCAAUAUCUGUCAGUCACUCAGAUACAGCAUUUUGUUUGAUGAGUCCAUGAUGUAGAGCACGACAUGCACGUUCAUGACAAAAGCACUUCCAUGCACUUUGUUAAAAACACUUUGUGUACUGUGCACAUGUAACAUUUACUGAUUAUUGCUAUUAUUACUGUUGCACUUCUCAGUGUUGUUGAAUUUGAAAUAAGUUAUGAUAUAUUUGUAAAUAUGUUGUGCUAAUGGGCAUUUUAUUUGUUUUGAAUAAAUUCCUAUUUAUAGACUCUU
Epinephelus moara (kelp grouper) is the source of this 4928-nucleotide messenger RNA. RefSeq names its product calcium-independent phospholipase A2-gamma-like. NCBI's taxonomy places the organism in Eukaryota, Metazoa, Chordata, Actinopteri, Perciformes, Serranidae. The record is from RefSeq and is a predicted model, not a curated record. The coding region runs from base 232 to 2955 and encodes 907 amino acids. Gene Ontology annotation, biological process: arachidonate metabolic process. Gene Ontology annotation, cellular component: membrane. The transcript has 9 exons.